Hydatigera taeniaeformis is the source of this 1086-nucleotide messenger RNA. The record is from the annotation of a GenBank genome assembly. NCBI's taxonomy places the organism in Eukaryota, Metazoa, Platyhelminthes, Cestoda, Cyclophyllidea, Taeniidae.
AUGCGCAUCAAACAGGAAAUGCUACCUGAACACAAUCUCUCCAUUUAUCUCCUUUUCGUCUACCUCCUCGUUUCUGCAUUCCUUAUUCCACAAUCUGCAUGUCGGACAAUGGAAGUUUCCUUCGUUGCGUGCUGUGAGGUUGGCAUCAACAGCACUCAUGAGAUGGAGUUGGAUACGCUCAUCAAGGAUAGCAACUCGGACGAGUGCAUCGCCAUCAACCAGGUGGAGCAUAUCUUCCAGGAGGUUGCUAAUAUCAACGCUGAAUUACCAGAGGAUCGAAUGGCCAAAUGCCUGCAGGUCAAACGAGGUUGCUUCUAUGCAGCGAAGGCUAACAUCUUCUGCGAAAACGCAGCUCGCAGUAUCUAUUCUUCGGACGACAAACUAACGCCGAUUAGUCACUUUUCUCCUGAUCUACUCAAAUCUCCGAGGGAUUGCUGCAAAAGACACAAUCGACUUCCAGCAUUAGACGUUGUUUCGGACGAUAGUAUGGACUUUGAUAUCAACGGUGUCCCUCUCUGUUGCACAGUCAAAGGCUAUGAAGUUCCUGAAGAUCUGGACCCCUUCGCUAAUGCGAUUGCAUCAAGAAGUAGUGAGGAGUUGCAUGAAAGGCCACUGAAUAGUUCCACAACUAAGUCUACAUCGGUGAGUGUUAUAGUCUCUGUUCCGUCAAUCACAUCUACGGUGAAGCAGUCAAUGUCGACCAACAGCGACAAUACAAAGUCAUAUACGGAGUACAAGAACUUUGAAUUAUCCACCACAACUGUUGAUUCUACGCGUUACUCACACUCCUACCCGUACGCCACGUCUCCCCCUCCUCCUACUUCUCUAUCGGACUUUCCUCUUCCUUCACAUUCUACUCCACCUAUACCUCAAACACAAAACACCGCGGAGGUGGAGCUCGUCUGCGAGCCUGGUUUUACGUGGAAUCCAGAAAAGCAGCUUUGCCUCCACACGUUAGCUCGCUGUCCCAAAGGCAUGUACCUUUCGGUGAGUCAAAGCAAGUGUCUUCCGAAAAUUGGCGACAGGUUCAACUGCCCCCCCGGUUACGAGUUCCGCAAUGACGUAAAUGGGUGUGAGGGUAGGUAA